AUUUAAGCCACUUCCUACAUGCAUGGUUCCUAACUUAUAUAUAGGACAAAGGGUCAUUGCAGCUCAUGAAGAAGCCAGAUGCUAAUGAAGCGCAAACAUUGAAGAAUAUGUGGAAUUUGGUAGUAGUUUUCACCCCUUUGGUUCCCGGCAUGGAAUUUCCAAAGGGGGCGCAGAGAAAGGCCUCCUCCUGCUCCUAAGAUGUUUUAAGAGAUUACGGCCUCCCUGCAUAAGGAUUUCGACAAAGGUUUUCUACUGCAACCACUCCUGUCAGGAGGAGCUGUAUGAGAUAUUUGUAUCUUGAAAAUAAGUGAUUGGUAUUGGAUUCGAAUUCAAGUUUGCACUUGCAUGCAGCUAAACACAGUAACAAGUUGUAAUACAGCACAGUUGAAGUGGAGGGCAAUCCGGUCAUUUAGCGCGCUGUCUAGUACUCUAGACCUCUAGUACGAACACACCGCCCAUCAUAAGCUAUCCCUCCGUCCACCUCGCUUCUUGCAGAGACACGACACGCCUUUCGCUGCUCCCACUGCUUGCAGGCUGAUGUCCUCUGCCGGCGCGGCAUCAUUGCAUCAAGCGCCAGCUCGCCGGCGCGGCCAACAGCUGCACCGCCGCCAUGUCAAGCGAUCUCUCCGCGCGCUCGUCGCCUUCCUCCUCCACAGCGUCGCCUUCCGGUGACGCGCGGCGGACACGAGACCAAGUGCAGGCAACGCCGCCGCAGCAGGGACGACUGGCGAACAACGCCGGCCGCCGGGGUCGGCGUCAUCGGCGCGGGCUGCCGUGGCGCCUGGGCCUCCGCGGGCUCGGCGCGGCGUGGGCGCUGGACCCGCGGGCGAGGUGGGUCCGGGACUGGAACCGCGCCUACCUGCUCGCCUGCGCCGCGGGGCUCAUGGUGGACCCGUUCUUCCUGUACACCGUGUCCGUGAGCGGUCCGCUCAUGUGCCUCUUCCUCGACGGCUGGCUGGCCGCCGCCGUCACCGCGCUGCGCUGCGCCGUGGACGCCAUGCACGUGUGGAACGUCGCCACGCAGCUCCGCCUGUGGCGCGACGCGGCGCGGAACAAGCGCGCGGUGGACGGCAGCUCGGGCGACGAGGAGCAGCAGGCGGCCGCCGCGGAGGAGGAGGACGAGGAGGAGGGCGCCGAGGCCGCGCAAAAGCUCCCGGCGGACGCGAGGUCCAAGAAGGCCUUGAUGCUGGACUUCUUCGUCAUCCUCCCCGUGAUGCAGGUGGUGGUGUGGGUGGCGGCGCCGGCGAUGAUCCGCGCGGGGCUGACGACGCCGGUGAUGACGGUGCUGCUGCUGGCGUUCCUGGUCGAGUACCUGCCCAAGAUCUGCCACGCGGUGCGCUUCCUCCGGCGGAUGCAGGCCCAGUCCGGCUACGUCUUCGGCACCAUCUGGUGGGGCAUCGUGCUCAACCUCAUGGCCUACUUCGUCGCCGCCCACGCCGUGGGCGCGUGCUGGUACAUGCUCGGGGUCCAGCGGGCCAGCAAGUGCCUCGAGGAGCAGUGCCGGCUGCAGGCGGGCGGGUGCGCGCGCGGCGCGGUGGCCUGCGCCGCGCCGCUCUACUACGGCGCCGCCGCCCCCGCCGGCGCCGGCGAGCGGCUCGCGUGGGCCCGGAACGCGCAGGCCCGGGGCACGUGCCUGACCAGCGGCGACGGCUACCAGUACGGCGCGUACAAGUGGACGGUGAUGCUGGUGUCAAACCCGAGCCGGCUGGAGCGCGUGCUGCUCCCCAUCUUCUGGGGCCUGAUGACGCUGAGCACGUUCGGCAACCUGGAGAGCACGACCGAGUGGCUGGAGAUCGUGUUCAACAUCGUGACCAUCACGGGCGGCCUGGUCCUGGUCACCAUGCUCAUCGGCAACAUCAAGGUGUUCCUGAACGCGACCACCUCCCGGAAGCAGGCGAUGCACACGCGGCUCCGCGCCGUGGAGUGGUGGAUGCAGCGCAAGGGCCUGCCGCGGGCGUUCCGGCACCGGGUGCGGCAGUUCGAGCGGCAGCGGUGGGCCGCCACGCGCGGCGUGGACGAGUGCCAGAUCGUGCGCGACCUCCCCGAGGGCCUCCGCCGCGACAUCAAGUACCACCUGUGCCUGGACCUCGUCCGCCAGGUCCCGCUCUUCCAGCACAUGGACGACCUCGUGCUCGAGAACAUCUGCGACCGCGUCAAGUCCCUCAUCUUCCCCAAGGGAGAGACGCAGAUCGUGAGGGAGGGCGACGUGGUGCAGCGGAUGCUGUUCAUCGUGCGGGGCCACCUGCGGUGCAGCCAGGCGCUCCGGAACGGGGCGACGAGCAGCUGCACGCUGGGGCCAGGCAACUUCAGCGGCGACGAGCUGCUGUCGUGGUGCCUGCGGCGGCCGUUCCGGGAGCGGCUGCCGACGGCGUCGGCGACGCUGGUGACGCUGGAGAGCACGGAGGCGUUCGGGCUGGACGCCGCGGACGUCAGGUACGUGACGCGGCACUUCCGGUACACGUUCGCCAAGGACGCGGUGCGGCGCAGCGCGCGCUACUACUCGCCCGGGUGGCGCACCUGGGCCGCCGUCGCCGUGCAGCUGGCGUGGCGCCGGUACAAGCACCGCAAGACGCUGGCGUCGCUCUCCUUCAUCCGCCCGCGCCGCCCGCUGUCGCGGUGCGCCUCGCUCGGGGAGGAGAAGCUCCGCCUCUACACCGCCAUCCUCACCUCGCCCAAGCCCACCCAGGACCACGACUUCUAGCUAGUCAUCUAUGGGCCAGGCCAAGCCACAGGCGCCAGCGUUCGAGCUUGCCUGCUGCGUCGUCAUGCUGCAAUAAUACACGACAGAGACUGUUGUAUUACGAAACGGUACAUGCAUGCAUGUCAUCUACUCCUACUACUGCAGACUCACGUGUUCAGAUGCUAUUGGGGUGACCAACAACACGUCACUGGGAGCUAGGGAGAGAGUUCACCGUGAACUUGUGUAAAAAGUAUGGGUGCGGCCGAUUUGCUACUGCUGCAAGUCUCAAAAGCCAAACCUUAUGUGAUUGAGGCCGUGUUUAGUUCCCCUUGAAAUUCUAAAAAAUUUCCAGUGCUGCAGUAAUUUCGAACGGUUGACCAUUAAUUAGAAGUCUUAAGUAUGGAUAAUUGACAAACCCAUUCCA
Messenger RNA from Panicum virgatum (switchgrass), 3104 nucleotides. Its product is annotated as cyclic nucleotide-gated ion channel 4-like. Gene Ontology annotation, biological process: monoatomic ion transport; transmembrane transport. The coding region runs from base 611 to 2701 and encodes 696 amino acids. The transcript is spliced from 5 exons. NCBI's taxonomy places the organism in Eukaryota, Viridiplantae, Streptophyta, Magnoliopsida, Poales, Poaceae. Gene Ontology annotation, cellular component: membrane. The record is from RefSeq and is a predicted model, not a curated record. Gene Ontology annotation, molecular function: monoatomic ion channel activity.